Messenger RNA from Ipomoea triloba (trilobed morning glory), 2324 nucleotides. Its product is annotated as U-box domain-containing protein 1-like. Gene Ontology annotation, cellular component: nucleus; cytoplasm. The record is from RefSeq and is a predicted model, not a curated record. Gene Ontology annotation, molecular function: protein binding; ubiquitin-protein transferase activity. Bases 62 to 2125 code for a protein of 687 amino acids. The transcript has a single exon. Lineage: Eukaryota; Viridiplantae; Streptophyta; Magnoliopsida; Solanales; Convolvulaceae. Gene Ontology annotation, biological process: protein ubiquitination; cell surface receptor signaling pathway.
UUGUUAAUACCUUGAGAACAAGAAUGGUUAUGAACAGCUUUAUAAUCUACAGUGUUAAACCAUGGAUGAAGCUUCACCACCUCCAAUGGUCUCCUCAGGAUUUCCCCCUGUUGGGGUUCUGCUGGAAUCUUUAAUUAAUGUUUCCAGUGAAGUUGUUUCGGUUGAAAAGCUUCCGUUUUUACAGAGAAGAAACGUGUCGACAAUGGUGAGAAGGGUUAAACUUCUUUCGUCGUUGUUUGAAGAGAUUCAAGAAGCAUCGAGUCCACUCCCGCCAUCUUCGAUCCUCUGCUUGAAUGAGCUUUUGUCGGUGAUUCAAAAGAUUAAGCUUUUGAUUGAGAGUUGCAGAGAUGGGAGCUGUUUGUGGAACCUGAUGCAGACAGAGUCUGUUUCUAAUCAGUUUUAUGCAGCAAUGAAGGAGAUGGGGAAGGCACUCGACAUUUUACCUCUGAGUUUACUGAAUAUAACAGUGGACACCAAAGAGCAAGUUGAUCUUCUUCACAAGCAGGCGAAACGGGGCGAAUUGGUUGUUGAUCCCCGCGAUGUUCAGAGACGAGAUGAGCUUCUUCUCCAUGUGAUGGCGGCUGCCAAUGAGAACAGCAGCAAGAAAAAGGGGUUCGUUGAUCUUGGAAGCGCGAAGGAGAUUCUGAGCAGCAUUGGUUUAAGAAGCUCGUUAGACUAUGAAGGAGAGAUCUCAAAGCUGGAGGCAGAAGCUGAGAAACAGGCAGGCACUGGUGGAUUGCUUGUGGUUGUGAACAUUAACAAUCUCAUCUCACUGCUUUCCUUAGCAAAAGCUGCAGUUGUUGGAGACGAAGAAAGUCUGAAAACUCGCGAGGAUUUGAGGCAGCGUGCAGAGGUGAAUAAUACUCGACCUGAUCUGUCAUCGUCUUCGUAUUCAGCAGUCUGCAACAUCCCUGAUGAAUUCCGUUGCCCAAUCUCGCUUGAUUUGAUGAGAGAUCCUGUGAUUGUGGCAUCGGGGCAUAGUUAUGAUCGGAAUUCGAUUGCACAGUGGAUAAACUCCGGCCACCAUACUUGCCCAAAAAGCGGGCAAAGGCUUAUACAUAUGGCGCUUAUACCCAACUAUUCAUUGAAGAGCCUAAUCCACCAAUGGUGUCAGGAGAACAACAUCCCAAUAACAGAACCUUCAGCAUCUUCAGAUUUGGAAAGAAGCAGUAGCAAGAGGAAAUUGUGUGAAGAUGCCAUUGAUCAUAUCUCUGCAACUAAAGUAGCCAUGGAUGCUGUCAAGAUGACAGCAGAGUUUUUAGUUGGAAAGCUCGCGACAGGUUCUCCAGAUAUCCAGAGGCAGGCAGCAUACGAGCUUCGGUUACUGGCCAAAACAGGGAUGGAUAAUCGCAGGAUCAUAGCUGAGGCGGGAGCUAUUCCAUUUCUGGUGACUCUUCUCAGUUCCCAUGACCCAAGACUCCAGGAAAAUGCAGUCACUGCCCUGCUCAACCUUUCCAUACAUGAGAACAAUAAGAUUCUUAUCAUGUCUGCUGGUGCGAUUGACACCAUAAUUCAUGUUCUGCAAUCGGGGAAAACAAUGGAGGCAAGAGAGAAUGCAGCAGCAGCAAUCUUCAGCCUGUCUAUAAUAGAUGACUACAAGGUCAUCGUUGGUUCUCGUCCCACAGCCAUACCAGCAUUGGUGGGGCUCCUGGGAGAAGGAACCACGGCUGGGAAAAGGGAUGCUGCGACAGCUCUAUUCAACCUCGCACUUUACGAUGUUAACAAGGUGAAUGUUGUGCUAGCCGGGGCAGUACCUUUACUCAUCAAUCUCCUGAUGGACGACAAGGCAGGAAUAACCGAUGACGCUUUGGCAGUUCUUGCCCUUCUUUUAGGUUGCAGUGAAGGGCUGAAAGAAAUUAGAAAGAGCAGGGUCUUCGUACCUCUUCUGGUUGAUCUCUUGAGAUUCGGAUCCAGCAAGGGGAAGGAAAACUCGAUUACUCUGCUGUUGGGGCUCUGUAAAGACGGUGGAGAGGAGGUUGCAGGAAAAUUACUAAUGAACCCGCGAAGCAUUCCUUCUCUGCAACAGUUAGCUGCCAAUGGAUCUCUGAGAGCGCGAAGAAAGGCUGACGCUCUCCUCAGAUUACUGAAUAGGUGCUGCUCUCAAUCUCGCAAUCCUGUAAGAUGACAAAGUACAUAUAUAUAUAUAAACCAUAGAUGAGAGAAUAAAUGGGAAAUAUGUUCACUUACACAACAUUUUACACUUUGUUCCCCAAGCUAACAUCCACAGCAUUCAACUCUUUUCCGGUUUCCUGUAAAACAAAAUACAACUGUAAGAAUGUAAUACGCAACAGCAAUCAUAAAGUUCCAUUUUCCUGCUUCCGCUA